Molecule: messenger RNA, 2604 nt
Organism: Drosophila rhopaloa
Lineage: Eukaryota; Metazoa; Arthropoda; Insecta; Diptera; Drosophilidae
Product: trichohyalin
Exons: 2
Coding region: 82-2319 (745 amino acids)
Source: RefSeq, a predicted model, not a curated record
UGCUGGUGAAACAGCAGCGAACUGAGUCUUCGAACUUCUUCUUGUGUACCUGAAGUCAAAGUACCCACCACCAAAGCACCGAUGAUGAUGAGGCUUCGGCUCAGCGUCCUGCUCCUGCUGCUCCACCUUGGCUGUCUGACUUUGGCAUUGGCCAGCAGUAGGACAUCCUGCGGUAGUUCCAUCUGCGGUGGUCGCCGCUGGGAUGUGCAUCAUCGGCAGGACGACUACGACGAGCAUAUGGUCUACAGACAGCGGACAGAGCCAGUUAAGUCAAUGGGCCGCGAUGAUCCUGGGAACGAAAGGCACGAGGAAACGAGGGUCAGGUUCGACUCGACCCCUCGCCUGGAGCCACGUCAAGUUGAUGAGGAGCGUGUAGAACAGCGCGAAUCUCGUGAGGAGCGAGUAGAGCGACGUGAAACUCGUGAGGAGCGAGUGCAGCCAAGGGAAGAUCGUGAUGAACAUGUAGAUCCACGCCAAGCUCGUGAGGAGCGGGUACAACCACGUGAAACUCGAGAAGAACGAGAAGAGCGACGUGAUGCUCGGAAAGAGAGAGUACAGCGAAGUGAAGCUCGCGAUGAACGAGUACAGCGAAGUGAAACUCGCGAUGAACGAGUCGAGCGAAGUGAAGUUCGUGAUAGGCAAGUACAGCAACGUGAAGCUCGUGAACAGCGUGUAGAGCGUCGAGAAGUUCGUGAGAAGCGAGUAGAGAGACGUGAGACUCGGGAUGAACGAGUACAACAACGUGAAGCCCGUGAGGAACGCCUAAAACCACUUGAGGCUCGUGAAAAUCGUGAAGAUGGUGCGGAGCGACGUGAGGUUCGUGAAGAGCGGCGAGAAACGCGGGAUGCUCGCAAUGAACCUCGUGAAGCCCGAAAGGAAAGGGUAGAACGACAGGAAGAUCGAGAAUUCAGCAAGCGACAGGUCGAAACUCGUCGAGAAUCAGUCGAGAGACUAGGCGAACGUCGGGAAGAACGCGAAAUUUCCAGACGUGAACAACGCGAUAGCCGUAUCUUGUCUCGCGAUAAUCAUCGUGACGACAGAACUAGCGCAGAAACGGAAUUCUCCAGGCGUAUGGAACGGGAACCUGUAGAGCGAGCUGAACGAGAAUCUGAGCAGCGAAUGGAGCGAGACAAUCUUCGACUAACAGAGCGUGAAACUCGCGAACGAGUGGAACAACCAGAAGAACGACGUGUGGAACGAGGCUCCUCCAGACGCGAAGAGCGAGAGAACCGCGUUCGAUUUGAAGUUCGUCGAUUGGAUGAAAUUAGGCAAGAGCGAGACAACUCUCGACAGAGCUCAAGGCGCGAUAGUCUCCGCAGGGAAGAGCGCGACAAUGAUCGUCGAGAGGAACGGCGCGAGGAGCGAGAGUCAAAGAGGCGUGAGGAGCGCGAGGAAAGGCGUAGCGACGAAGGUCUUGAUAGGUACAAUAUGCGGCGAGUGGAGCGUGAAAUGAAUGAUGCCAAGAUGUCACGACAGGAAAAACGCAUCAAUGAGUCCACUGAUAGGAAUAUGUUCAGGCGACAAGCUGAAAGGGAAUCCCGCCGAAGUGAUCGUGCUGUAGAGCGAGACAAUCUCCAAAGGGAGCGAGAAGAAGCCAGGCGAACAGAGAUGCGCAGCGAUGCACGCAGACAAGAACGCGAAGUUGACCGAAGGGAAGAACGUGUUGCAGAGCGCCGUGUAGCAGAGCGCCGUGUAGCAACGGCCAGUCGCGUAGAUCGUGAAUCUCGUGAUGAAAGUGAAGAACAACAAGUGGGGCGAGAAAACCUAAGGAGAGAGGAGCGCGAGGAUACUCGACGUGUGGAACGCAGGGAAGACCGAGAAGAAAAGCGCGAAAAUGCACCAGUGAGUGAGCGACGAGAGGAACGAGAAGACACUCGCCGAGUAGAUCGUAAUAACCUAAGAAGGGUAGAAUCAGAAACUGAAAGAAGAGAGGAACGAGAAGAAGAUCGUCGAGUUGAGCAAGUAAAUUUCCGGAAAGAGGAGGCAGUACAACAACAAAGGGAGCUUAUUCGCAGGGAAGAGCGAGUAAUUCAACGGGAAGAGCGGGAAGUUCAAAGGCGUGAGGAUCGAGUGGAUUCCCAGCGAGUGGGACGUGAAUUUUCCCGGCGCGAGAUUCGUGAGCCUUCCGAGGAGCGAGUACUCCUUACAAGCCAGGUGAAAACGAAGGGCUGGUUGAGCUAUGGAAAACGCGAGCUGCUGAUGACUGGACAGGUUCUCCUCCUGGCCGCUCUCUACAAAAAGUCGACGGCCAGUGGCAAGGGUCUUGGCAAUUCUUUGAGUGAACAGAUUCAGGGCUAUCUGCAGGCCAUCGGCUGCUAAGCUGGUCAAAGAAAAUCGAUCCCCCCUUCCCUAAAUUGUUAGAACCAAAAUGAAUAAAUGGAUAUGGAUCAAGGCAAAACGGCAUGACUAACCCCGGAAAAUGCAAACGGACCCGAAAGCGAGCGACGAGCAGAAGGAUGGGACAGGAUGCUUCGCCGGAGCAUUGUACAAUUUAAUCCAACUGUUACUGUAACCAAAACACCCUCCUGUUAUAGCCAACAAAAGCAUAACGAAAAUAUAUGAUGGGAUGCUCGAGUAGCCGAGCAUCUGCAAACUGCAUUGCAA